AGUAUGUCGACCUCACAGUUUCAGAUAUAUUUCUGGUGCUUUCUCCUAUUUGCCAAUAUUGGUAUAUCCACAUCCUUACCUCUGGAAAGAGAUGCACUCCUCAAUGUCAAAAGUCAUCUACAUGAUCCACAAAAUUACCUAAUCAACUGGGAUCAAUCUCACUCACACUGUGAAUUUUACGGUGUAACGUGUGAUAAAAUUUCUGGUGAGGUCACUGGAGUAUCACUCUCAAAUGCCUCACUAUCAGGCACAAUAUCGCCAUCAUUUUCUAUUCUCCGCCAAUUAAAUACUUUGGACCUCAGUGCAAAUUCCAUCUCAGGCAUUAUUCCUGGUACACUGACUAACUGCACAAAUUUGCAAGUUCUUAAUUUGUCAGUGAACAGUUUGGCAGGCCAAUUGCCCAAUCUUUCAUCAUUGCUCAAACUAAAAGUUCUUGAUUUAUCAACAAAUAGUUUUUCUGGUGCCUUCCCUAUAUGGAUCAGCAAACUAUCAGGCUUAACUGAACUAGGCCUAGGAGAGAACAAUUUCGAUGAAGAUUAUGUUCCUGAAAGCAUUGGACUCCUGAAGAAUCUGACAUGGCUAUUUUUGGGGCAAUGCAACCUUAGAGGAGAGAUACCAGCUUCAGUUUUUGACUUGGACUCACUUGGGACUCUGGACUUCUCACGCAAUCAAAUGACCGGUGUGUUCCCGAAGGCCAUAUCCAACUUGCGCAACCUGUGGAAGAUUGAGCUCUACCAGAACAACCUGACUGGUGAAAUUCCUCCUGAGCUUGCACAGCUGACGUUGUUAUCUGAAUUUGAUGUGUCUCAGAAUCAGCUUAGUGGUGUACUGCCCAAGGAAAUCGUUAGACUGAAGAAGCUUAAGGUCUUCCAUAUAUACAGGAACAACUUUCAUGGUGAGCUCCCUGAAGGACUUGGGGACCUGCAGUUUCUUGAGUCAUUUUCAACCUAUGAAAAUCAGUUCGCAGGAAAGUUCCCUGCCAACCUUGGCCGGUUCUCACCACUCAAUGCAAUUGACAUAUCAGAGAACUAUUUUUCUGGUGAGUUUCCAAAGUUCAUGUGCCAAAACAACAAUCUGCAGUUCUUGCUGGCUUUGAGCAACAACUUCUCAGGUGAAUUUCCCAGCUCUUACACUUCUUGCAAGACACUGGAGAGGUUUAGAGUAAGUCAAAAUCAGUUCAAUGGGAGCAUUCCUCAUGGUAUGUGGGGAUUGCCUAAUGCUGUGAUAAUUGAUGUUGCUGACAAUGGAUUUGUUGGAGGUAUAUCUUCUGAUAUAGGCAUUUCAGCCAAUCUAAAUCAGUUGCUUGUUCAGAACAACAACUUAUCUAGUAAACUUCCAAUUGAGUUGGGAAAUCUCUCUCAGCUGCAGAAGCUAGAUGCUUCCAACAACAGAUUCUCAGGCCAAAUCCCUGCACAGAUUGGUAAUCUGAAGCAACUUUCAUACCUGAAUUUGGAGCAAAAUGCACUGGAAGAGUCAAUACCAGCAGAACUUGGUCUCUGCAACAGCCUAAUUGACCUUAAUCUUGCAGAGAAUUCUUUGUCUGGCAAAAUUGCAGACACACUUGGCUCCCUUUUGGUGCUGAAUUUACUCAACCUAUCUCAUAACAUGAUCUCUGGUGAAAUCCCUGGAGGACUGCAGUCGUUGAAGCUAAGUUAUGUUGAUUACUCUCACAACAAUUUGUCUGGACCAAUCUCUCCGCAGUUCUUGAUGGUAGCUGGAGAUGAUGCAUUUUCUGAAAAUUCUGACCUUUGUGUCAACGACACUUCAGAAGGUUGGCGGAAAUCUGUCACCAGUUUACCUUCUUGCCAAUGGACCGACAACCAUCAUAACUUCUCACGGAGACGGUUUUUUGCUGUGCUGAUCAUGGUGUCAUCUUUGGCUGUUCUCCUAUCUUCAUUGGCAUGUCUGAGAUAUGAAAAUAACAGGCUUGAGGUUUUCAACAGAAAGCAAGACACCUGAGAGUGGUGAUGACAGUGUCUCAAAGUGGGUUGUCGAGUCCUUCCAUCCCCCAGAAGGCAUUCAAUCAGCUGCUCUGCCAGUUCCUAGGGUUACAUAGC
Molecule: messenger RNA, 2057 nt
Organism: Lolium rigidum
Lineage: Eukaryota; Viridiplantae; Streptophyta; Magnoliopsida; Poales; Poaceae
Product: receptor protein-tyrosine kinase CEPR2-like
Exons: 1
Coding region: 4-1959 (651 amino acids)
Biological process (GO): hormone-mediated signaling pathway
Cellular component (GO): plasma membrane
Molecular function (GO): protein binding
Source: RefSeq, a predicted model, not a curated record